Amblyraja radiata (thorny skate) is the source of this 2604-nucleotide messenger RNA. RefSeq names its product hippocalcin-like protein 1. Gene Ontology annotation, molecular function: calcium ion binding. NCBI's taxonomy places the organism in Eukaryota, Metazoa, Chordata, Chondrichthyes, Rajiformes, Rajidae. The transcript has 6 exons. Bases 297 to 878 code for a protein of 193 amino acids. The record is from RefSeq and is a predicted model, not a curated record.
CGCGCUCUGUGUCAGUAUCAGUCUCGCUGCGAAUUGUUACAUUGUUGCAUUGUGCUCCUGAACUGUGUCGAUUUCACGUCGUCCCCACGUUGGGAUAGACUUUAUAUAAAAUCGACAGGCAAGAGGACUGCAUUCCGCCGCUGCAAGGACGAAGAGGAUUUUAUCUCCUCGGAUCAACUUGCUUUUCCACACGAGCUCCAACUUCUGAUCUCAGAUUCCUCGCAUCCAUCCAAGUGCUCCUGUAUGUGGCUGGACAAGUGGCUCUGCCUUCCCACGGUGAGACUGCCCGAGCCAAAAUGGGGAAGCAAAAUAGUAAACUGCGUCCUGAAGUCCUUCAUGAUCUUCGAGAGAACACCGAGUUUACUGACCACGAGCUCCAGGAGUGGUACAAAGGCUUCCUGAAGGACUGUCCAAGUGGAAAUCUGUCUGUUGAAGAAUUUAAGAAAAUAUACGCAAAUUUCUUCCCUUACGGCGAUGCGUCCAAGUUCGCAGAGCACGUGUUCCGCACCUUCGACACCAAUGCCGACGGAACGAUUGAUUUUCGAGAAUUCAUUAUUGCGCUGAGUGUCACCUCGCGCGGCAAGCUGGAGCAGAAGUUGAAGUGGGCAUUCAGCAUGUAUGACCUGGACGGGAAUGGGUACAUCAGUCGCGAUGAAAUGCUAGAGAUUGUCCAGGCUAUCUACAAGAUGGUAUCGACUGUGAUGAAGAUGCCUGACGAUGAAGCAACACCAGAGAAAAGAACAGAUAAAAUCUUUCGACAGAUGGACUCGAAUAACGAUGGUAAAUUGUCCCUUGAAGAAUUCAUUAAAGGUGCCAAGAGUGACCCCUCCAUUGUACGGUUACUACAGUGUGACCCAAGCAGUGCAUCUCAGUUCUAAUGGGACAUGAUUGUAUCGCACUGAUCAUCCGAAGUAAAGGAACGAGCUUUCAUUCCAGCUGGAUUGCCAACCCUUUGUCUGACCUCCAUCUCAUCAUGAAUUGAUCUUCCUGCCAUAAGAGGGUGAUUGACUAACAUGGACAGCAUAGUUUACCCACGCUGUCUUCGGGGGAGCUUCUAGUCACUGCAUUGUUACUUUUGUAUUGUGUUUUCUGUGCAAUGGACACUUCAACAAUCAGGCAUGCCAACACUCAUAAGGCGACAGGACAUUGUGCGUAAGGCUCUCCACUAUGGUUCAGAAUAAUGCACAUGUCUGUUAUUGACUCAUAACCUGAACAUCAGUUUGACAUUGCGAAUGUAAAGGUGCCACAUAUGGGAGCUUGCAAUCACGCUUUGAGUGCAUUGUAGCUGCUCUAGUUAUUGCAUAUUGUUGUACAAACCAACAAUUCCAAUUCCCAGAAUGAUCUAUAGUGAUCUGCAAAUGAACCUAAUGGAUUAUUUCACUUGCAGAUUCACCAAGUGAACCUCUGAUCACUGUGCAAAGUAUAGUUUACGCUUAGUAAGCAGGAAGACAUUACAGAUUUGUUUGCAAGGGUAGGUGUAAACUGAGGUGAAAUGUUUUAAGUGGCCCUCACGUACACAGUGGAGCUGUUGAUGUGUAUACAGAGUGUGCCCUGAACAUCAUUUUGGUUUUAUAAAAAAAUACUUGGAAUCGAGUACCGCUGAUUUACCAACUUAUAUAUAUUCCCCAGUCUAAGAUUUCUAAAUCUGGUAGAUUCCCAACACAAGGUUUGAUCAGUUGAAGUCAGUGGCCGUUGAUUAUAUAAAAAUGGCAAUGAGUUGUUGCCUAAAUUAUGGAAAAUCACCAAAUCUCCCUUCAGCUCACAUCUCAUCCAAUAAUGAGGUCCAUCUCCCUGAUUCCAUUUCACUGGGAAGAAGAUAAACAGUUGUUGGAAGUAGUGGAAUGAAGGACAUACCCAAUUCCAAAUCCACAAAAAAUUGUCAUCCAAACAAAACAGGUCUGAUGAGACUGGAUUCUGUUGUAAAGUAAUAAUAGAUGUCACUCUCGUGGGAAAGGCAAGUCUGCCGCGUUUUCGAUGAAGGAGUAAAUAAUCGCCUGUGUUAGUGUGUAAGUGCUACCAAGUGCAAAGGUAAUGUGAAUUUGAUUUAUGCACCAGAUUGACAUGGUAUAUCGUGCAUCCAGUACUCUUGUUUUGUGACGGCAUGCACCAGCACGGCGUUCCAGCAACCCCCAAAAAAGUUAAAUGUCGUUAUUUUGUUUUACGGCCGCGUAAUAUAUAUGUUUAUUUAUCUUGUGUGCCAGCACCUUUAUUUGUGCAGAAAAAAUGCGCUGCUUGCAUCUAUCAGACACUAUGACCAAAAACCCAGACACCAACAGAAUUGAUGGCUGUUAGAAACGUACGAGGGAAUACUGUGGACAAGUGCGCUAGAUGCAAGGUCUUCCUGCCUGAUAUUAUUACUGUCUCACCAUGUUAUAAUAACUGGAAUAAAAUUCCACUUUAUCCUUGUGAUGAGUAUACUGAGUCUGCUCUAGCACGAGUGUUUUGCGUGCUUCAGGAAUGAAGGAGGAAUCACUGGCAGUGCAUGUUAGAUCAUGGUAUAGGAGGAAUUGUAUUAAAAGUUAAAUGUAUUUUUAACAGUGUUGUAAUUCAUCUUCAAAUACUAUUCUAAAUUAAAAAAUCAUUGUUUUAAAGCAAGAAAUGAAA